Molecule: messenger RNA, 456 nt
Organism: Prorocentrum cordatum
Lineage: Eukaryota; Dinophyceae; Prorocentrales; Prorocentraceae
Source: the annotation of a GenBank genome assembly
GGCGCAUGUCAGGGCGGUGCAGACGUUGCUGCGGGGCUUCCAAAGCCUGGAGCAGCACCCUGGGAUUGCCAGCCCACCCGCAUCGGUGCUGCUCUCGGCAUUGCCAUACGUGCUGACGCAUCCAGGGGUGCCGCUCAUGCUCGUGAUGUUCGUGCUGGCGCAGUUCAUCUGGUGCCUCCUGGUGGAGACGGUCUUGCCCCUGCUGUCCGUGAGGCGUCUCGUGGUGAAGGCGAACUGUAUGAAGGUGUUCGCCAUGCUGCUGCGGGACCUGCUGGUCCCCCGGGCCCCAGUGAAGGCAAAGGCAGCGCCGAUCCUUGGGCGCCCGCAAGCCCUGGCGGCCCUCGAGGAUCUCAUCACGAUCGCGACGAGCGCGUUGCUGUGCGGCGUGCGCGUUUCUCGGCGUUCCCUUGCCAUGGUGGUCUUGCCUACCGCCCUGGUGCAACUGCUCGCGAUGCG